This is a messenger RNA of Verticillium alfalfae VaMs.102, 3393 nucleotides long. RefSeq names its product FG-GAP repeat domain-containing protein. The transcript is spliced from 6 exons. NCBI's taxonomy places the organism in Eukaryota, Fungi, Ascomycota, Sordariomycetes, Glomerellales, Plectosphaerellaceae. Gene Ontology annotation, molecular function: phosphatidylcholine lysophospholipase A1 activity. The coding region runs from base 1 to 3393 and encodes 1130 amino acids. The record is from RefSeq and is a predicted model, not a curated record.
AUGGCUUCCCUGGUCGCCGGUCAGUCUCUGCCGGACCUUCGUAUCAUGCCGCUCGGAGACUCCAUCACCAAGGGCAGCGGGUCCAGCGAUAACAACGGCUACCGUAACCGCCUGCGGCAAAAGCUCACAACGCAAGGGACUGACACGGAAAUCUCAGUCGACAUGAUCGGCAGCAUGUGGCACGGCACCAUGGCGGACAAUGACCACGAGGGGCACAGCGGAGAGUACCUGCGGCAGAUCAGGACCUAUCUGCAGCGCUCGAUUCAAGCUCGCCCGAACGUCGUCCUCGUCCACGCGGGCACCAACAACAUGGACAAGGAGGUCGACCUCGGCGAAGCGCCGGCCCUCAUCGAAGGCAUCAUCGAUGACCUGCUUCAGGGCUCCCCGAACACUGUCGUCCUCGUCGCGCCCGUCAUUUGGGCCAACGACGCUCGCAUGAAUGCCAACACCGAUCGCUUCAACAAACAGCUCACGACCUUGAUCGCCUCCAAGCAGAAGGCCGGAGAGCACGUGCUCGCUGUGCCCAUCACCAUUGGAGCCGGCGACUUGUCUGACAGAAAGCACCCCAACAAUGCUGGGUACGGCAAGAUGGCCGAUGCGUGGUUCAAUGCCAUCCUGGAGGCACACGAGCGCGGCUGGAUCAAGGCCCCGGCCAAAGUGAACGCAGACGAGCUCUCGGGUAUGGGACUUGGCUGGGAGGAUGCGCCCGCCGGUGCUGGAUCUGCCGGUUGCGGUGGACGCAAUUUUGAGAGCAAGGGCCAGGUCUUUGAUGGCUUUCGCGUCUGGGAAGAGGUCGGCACCAUCAGGGGCCCUGUCGAGAAUGGACGCCGGAACAAAGUCAUACUGGCAGACCUCAAUGGCGACGGCAUUUCCGACUACGUCGUGGCGGACGACGACGGGACCGUCAGAGCUUGGAUCAACGGCGGCAAGCCCAAUCAGUGGACGAGCAUCGGCAAGAUCAACCCCGACUGGUCGACGAUUACGGGCGACAUGGUGCGCAUGGCUGAUGUCGACAACGAUGGCAGGGCAGACUUGAUCGUCCUGUACUCGGACGGCGCUGCAAAGGUGUGGAAGAACACGGAUAAGUAUGUGUUCAAGGCCCUUGACUCGCAGUGGGCUACCGGGCUGGCACCUCGUGAGAACGUCAACUUUAGAGACAUGGAUGGCGAUGGCUUCGCUGAUUAUGUCGUCGUAUACUCUGGUGGUGCUGUCAAGUGGGCAAGGAACACGCAGAACAACGGCAAGGAUCAAAAUAAGAGGAACUGGGAGGCAGCGGUGACUGUAGCCCCAGGUCCUCAAGGCGUGCCGGAGAAUCGCGUUCGGGUUCAGGACCUGGACGGCGAUGGCAAGGCUGACUACCUUAUUGUAUAUGACGGCGGCGCCGUCAAGUCCUUCCUCAACACUGGAAACCUCAACAGCAACGGAGAGCAACGCAACUGGUUGGAUCUUGGCACCAUCGUGCCCGGCGUCAGCGGCGUGACUGGCAGCAUGAUCAGGUUCGCCGACAUGGACGGCGACGGCCAGUCUGACUUCUUGGCUGUGGCAGAUGAUGGCAGCAUCCGAAUGUGGAAGAACCUCGGUAUCGUCGGUACAAAGGGCGCCAGUCUACGCUUCGCCGACCUCACAGGCGAUGGCAAGGCCGACAUAGUCUCUGUCAAUCACAAGGGCCGCGCAAGAGCCUGGCUCAACAAGGGACUCGGCGUCUGGGAUGACAUUGGAGAGAUUGCGCCUGGUCUAGACGAAGAUCUGUCCUCUGCAACGAUUCACUUUGCCGACGUCAAUGGCGAUAAGCGAGCUGAUUUCCUCGUGGUCUAUGGAGAGGGCGGUGUCAAGGCGUACCUCAACAAUGGCAACCUUCCAGACAAGGGCAAAGACCGCAUCUGGCAGACAGGUCAAACCAUUUCCGAAGGUGUGGGUGAGCCCGGCCGCAAGGUCCGUUUCGCCGACUUGAACGGAGACGGCUAUGCGGACUAUCUUGUCGUCUUCGACGGAGGCGCUGUGGAUGCCUGGCUCAAUCAGAAGAACAUCCCGGCAACGAACGGCGGCCGAAUCUGGGGCUACAGGACCACAGUAGCUACCGGCGUGGGCGAGCCUGGGAGUAAGGUCCGUUUCGCCGACAUCACAGGCGAUGGCAAGGCCGACUACUUGAUCCAGUACGUCGGAGGCGCCGUCAAAGGAUACAACAACACGGGCAACAUCCCAGAUAUUGGCCGGGCGAGGAACUGGGCCAACAUGGGCACCAUUUCAACGGGCACCAGCCCCCAGGGUCCCGUCCGUUACGCCGAUCUGAACGGAGACGGCAAGGACGACUACCUUGUCGUCUUCGGAAGCGGUAUUGUUCAUGCGUACAUCAAUUCUUGCGACUGGCGUGCUCCUGAACCUGUAGGUGGCGGGGAAGGAGACGAAAUUGAUGGCGACUCGACGUGCGAAGAUAUCAAGAGGUGGCUGUCGUUCGACUCGAAUGCCAACGAUGGCGUCCCACGAGCCUUCGCAAGCGAAUGGGGCUUCGACAGCGUGUCCUGCCCCAUCCUCGGUGAUUGCGGAUUCCCUAACGACUGCAGUGGCUAUAGCAAGAGCAAAGGCAGCGGUCGAGCUCAUCUCAUCAUGAAGUCGCUUGACAACUUACACUCUUACUACAAAGCCAUGUACCAGGCUGUCAGCUCGACCCUAGGUUAUUUCAACGCCAUGCAGCGCGUCUUCGAAGAAUACUACCCGGAGCCCAGCCUGGAAGACGUCGGCAUCAAGGCGCUUCUGCAGAUGACGGAACACAUCUUGGGUGUGGGAACUGCCAUGGCAGGUUCCGACACAGGCGAGUUGAUCGCGAACGGGCUGUUCUCUGCCGUCAGCGGAGUUGCCGAGAAUGCGUUGGAGAACAAGGACGAACCUCUCCGUUAUGCCGCCGAUCUUGCAAACGCCGCCGCCAUCGAGACAAUGCAUAACACCCUUCUGAAGCAGGGCCAUUAUGACGGACCUGAAGGAGCAAAAAUUAUUCUUGACGACGUGUUCAAGAACGGUGCGUGGCUCAACAGCGAUAAGAUUCCGAUUCUCAGCCAGAGUGAAAAGGAUGGAGUCCCUCGCAUCGGAACUUCCGAGUUGGCGAGUUGGUUCUUUGCCUUCCUCCAUGCCAGCAUUCUCAACUACUCGUGGAGGAAUUCGCUUGUCUUCAUUGUCGGCCACAAGAUGACACGGAAGGAGUUCGACGAUGGCGCCGCAGACAUUGAUGAUAAUCUCAAGGCGUACCAUGACGGUCGGGGUUACUUCCUGCAGAGCUUCUGCGAAUGCAAGAACAACGAGGACAAGAACGGAAAGCGAUUCAUCGACCAGCUACGUUAUGCUGACGAUCUCAAGCGCGCAUGCUCGCCUAGUUGGGAUCCGACGGAGGGCACUGGUUAA